Molecule: messenger RNA, 2124 nt
Organism: Cordyceps militaris CM01
Lineage: Eukaryota; Fungi; Ascomycota; Sordariomycetes; Hypocreales; Cordycipitaceae
Exons: 5
Coding region: 1-2124 (707 amino acids)
Cellular component (GO): site of double-strand break
Source: RefSeq, a predicted model, not a curated record
AUGACCGCCAGCUACCUGGGUGAUCAGAGCCUCACUGCGUCUUAUUGUUUGCGUCGCCGCAUUGUUGAUCUUGUCGCUUCAUCCAUCUCUGUACUCUUAACCAACCUAUACCUCGCGCUCAACAGCGACCUCUCCUCGGGCCGCUGCCCGGCCAUGGACACCGACCCAGGGCCGCACGAGGCAGUAGCUGGCGCCGCCGUGCCUUCCAAGGUCCAGCGACAGCAGCAUCUGCUCGGCCGCCCUGCAUCCCUGACCAGGUCAAGAUCCCUCUCCGACGGCGGAGGAACCACGCCCAAGCUCUCCCCGGCGCCGCACAUUAUCGCAUCCGCCCGCCGCACCUCCAAGGACGACCACGACAUUGAUACACUUUCUUCCAGCUCGGGCGCUACCGCCCCCGCGUCCGCCGCCACGCUGGCCGGCUUUCCCUCGACGCCGAAGCGGUCAGAGGUUCGUGGCAUGUCGUCUCGGGACAAGCAGCACCAGCAGCAGCAGCAACAACAGCAACUACAACAGCCGCCGCCUCUGCCACGAACCUCUCGCGACUUUACACCUCCUCCUGGUGCGACCGCAGGUACUAGCGCGUAUGGCAAGCUGGCGCCGCUGUCCCCUAAGGUCGACCACGCCCACAUCUACGCAUCCCCGACCAACAUCCUCCCCCGACGGUCACGCGGCCUCGACUUUUCCCGCGCUGCCACGAGCCUACACCACUCCACCCUCGCCGAGUCCUCGCCCGAGUCCUCGCCCACCGUGGGCAGCCGCGGCAUGAAUAUCCCAGCCCGGCGCCGCGAAUUCGGCCCCGGCGCCGCCGAGCAGCACAGCCUCCAGGCAUCGGCGUCUCUUUGGCCUGCCGCCAUCGGCCACCAGGAGCGAAUGGUAAUCAGCAGCUCGCUGGGUAGUACCCAGGCGGUCGGCUCCGACUCGUCGAGCUCCUCCGAAGACGACGACCUGAUGGACGAGGACACGGAUGAGGCGUAUGUCACCACACCGCAGGUGUCAAGGAUGGGUGCCGGUGGUGGAGGGCCCAGACCGUUUGGGUCGCCGGCGAUGAAUAUCCUCACCACCUUUCACAACCGUCCGCGCCCGCGCAAGCAGCCCAAGAGAAAGGUCCGCGGCCCGCUGGGUCUGGGCUUCAACAUGAACGCGCCGCGCUCGCCCCCGAGCAAUUCGGCGCGCGCCCGCCGCGAGAGCAUCAGCUGGCAGGCAAACCAGUUGCAAAUUUCUAGCGGCGAUGGCGAAGACAGCGCGAAGUCGCUCAGCGAUGUCGAUGGCCCGUCCAGUGAGGCUCAGCCCAACGUAACGCGCAGAGCAGUCACCCGUCGCGGAAAUCUGUUGCCGAAAACCAAGACAUUUGCGCGAAUUCGGGCUGCUCUGCUCGAAGAAGGCGCCCCAGCGGAAGCGGAGUUCCGUCGUGAAGCCGAAGUUGUCAAGCAGGUUCGCGAGAGCGAUGUCGAUCACGACCCACGGCCGCCCACCAACGUAUUUGACCUAUCGCAGGCCGUCAGCGCACUGUCGUCGCCCAACAUGGUCAACCAGGAUACCAUUGAUGAGCCCGAGGAGGACCUAAUGCGAGACUUGUCCACCGGCGUGGCCAGCAGUUUCAAGCAACAAAUGCUAAAAAGCAAGUCCAAGUCAUUCUGGGACACGUAUUCCGAAUGCAGCAGCACCGGAGGCGGCGGGCGCGCAUCUCCCCCGCCGCAAACAUUCAUGCCUCGAGAGUCGUCGUCGGGCAUGAGUGAGGAUGCCGCCAUGGACUCACCCUCCUUUGCCAUGUUUCAAAACUACCAGUUGCAAGCUACCGCCAUUGGCCCUCAGCCCCCUUCUGCCGCCGAGAUUACUCGCCGCGUCAACAACAAGCGCCGGCGCGACGACGACCUCGACCCCGUGAGCUUCAAGCGCCGGGCCGUCAGCCCCGGCAUGAGUGUGCAUAACUCGCCAGUCGUGCAGAGCCCCUUGCAGCGGGACAAUGUCCAAUGGGGCUCACGCCCGGGCAGCACGGGCGGCGACAGGGCUGGCAGCAGUGCACAGAGCGACUCCGGCAGCAUGGGCAGCCGUAAUAAGGGCCGGGUAGGCUUCCAGGGCAUGGUGGACGCUAACGAUGCCAUUAUGCGCAUGAGCAUUGAGUAA